UGAAAAACACAUGGAGAGAGACAGAGGAAGGGAGUGAGUGGAACAGAGAGAGAGAGAGAGAGAGAGAGAGAGAUUGACUAAAUCCUGCACAGUGAAAGAGGGGGAUCACAUUCACACCCUUUAGAGGACUCACAGGAAAGGAGAGAGAAUCAGAGAAACACAGAUAUUAUUUUCAGUCACAGCAAGGCUGCUGGGUUUUCAGUGAGGAGAUUCAGAGAAACUCGAAAACAUGUCCAGCUCAAUCCUGCGACGACAAUCCAGCAAAAAGGGAUUGGAGAAGCUCCAGAGGAUCACUGUUCAGCGCAGUCUGGAGGAUGCAGAAGAAAUUGAGAGAGAACGACGACAGCGUGCAAGAGCCAGUUCCUCUACUGAGCCUUCUCAACUCACUGUGACCCCACAGGACAGCCCUCACACUGCACAGGCUCUGGACAACCAGGGUCAGAACGACCUGCUCCCAAGCUGCCAAUACUCUUUGGAAGAGGACGAAGGCUUCAGUGAUUGGACACAUCUGAGUAGGCGCAAACAGGGACAAAUGGAACAUAAAGAUGUAGAAACACAUGUCAACGGCUCCCGUCACUCAAAACUCCAGCUGUGCUCCAGCUCUGCUCAACAAAGUAAACUGCAUGAUAUAAAUGUGUAUGACAGCACCCCAUCCAUACAGACCAGACCCCCCCUUUCAAAUCAGCAAAACCUGGAUGAGGAUAAUGGUGAUGAAGACUGGGGUGCCAGAGAGCAGACAAGAAGAGAUGACAUUAAGGCAGCAGAAAGGGAGGAGAGAGAGACUAGACGGUGGUGUGCAGAGGAGGACGAUGCAAGAAGGGUGAAAGGUCAUGAGUCAUCUUUCUGGAAAAAACAAAAUGAGAGCUGUGACAUGGAUGAGAAGAGAGAAAAGAAGGCAGAGAUGAAGAUUUCCUACACCUCCACAGUCAUCCUCCAGCAGAAUGGGAGACAAUACAGUACUAAUGGACAAGAGGGGAGGAGAACAAAUGACAGUGUGUCUGAGGAGGUGUUUGAGAAGAGCAGUGAGGAGAACCAGCAGCACACAGAGACGGAAGAUCAGACUCAUGAGGAGGUGCAGAGGAGGUUGAGAGAGCAGGAGCGAGAGAGGAAGAGAAAGGAUGUGAUGGAAAAAUUGAAGAGGUUGAGUAUAUCCAGUGGAGAUCCAGAGGAGCCCUUCAGCCCUCUCAGCCCCAAGAGCCCCUCCUACAUGGCUGAGGGUGAGGAGUGGCAAUCGGAAGGUACAAGCUCGAUUACUGAGAGGACUGAGUCUCUAAACCGCUCCGUUAAAAAAAAGAACAGCAUUAAGAAGACCCAGCCUCCCACGAUCAUCUCAAAGUUAGAUGGCAGACUGGAGCAGUACAACCAUGCCAUUGAGGAAUCCUGUAAAGAGGGCAACGCAGCCAAGGUAAUGGACGUCCCAACACCACCAGAACCCGUAUCUGCUCGGAAAACCCUGUUUGAGGCGGGAGAAGCCUGGAAUCAGAAUUCAACAAAGGCUGUGUCCUCCAAGGAUACAGAGGGAAUGAAGGUGGGUGUGACAGAUCUAAUUAACCAAUGGGUGAAAGGAAACUGUGAUGUCAAGAGCCCCUCCUCCAAAGGAGCUUGCCAGGAAGUUAAGGCUGGUGAGGUGCGCAACAUAAAAUCCAUGUGGGAGAACCUGGGAGACUCCUCACCACAAGAUAAAUCAUGCGCAAAGGGAUCGACUGGAAAAAGGUACAAAUUCGUUGAGAGCGGCCAUGGGAAAUAUGAGAAGGUCUUAAUAAAUAGCGACACAAAUUGAGGAACAACUGGCUGCUAAUCACAAAGAUGUCUGAAGACAGGAUGCUUAUGUGAUCAUUGUCCUUCAGUUAUUGCACUGUAAAAAUUGAAACCCACUAAAAUUGAAAACUUAUUUUAAUUGUAAACAAAAAUCAAAGUGGUGCCAAAGCCACACACACUUUGAAUGCCUAUACUGAUGAAGUUGAAAAUCAAGUUGAAACUUUAAGAACUCGGAUAAUCAAGUAAUUCUGAACAGAAAUUAUUGUGACAAGUUAAAUAUUUGGAAGCACAUAUGCUGUUUUAAUGAUGGAAAAUAUUAUAGUGGGGGGUUUUAGUUAAUUUUAAACAUCUCAUUUAUGGGUCAACCUCAAAUCAUUGAUGUCCAAUCCUGCUUCUGGAGAGCCACUGUCCUGAUUUUUGUCAAAACUAAAGUAUUUUUCCAUUUACAUGUGUAUCAUGUCAGAGUUUUUCAAUUAAGUGAUUGUGUAAGUGUUUAGUACAGAUUGAGGAACAACACCAGUCAGUAUUAAAUACAGAAUGUAGUCUGGAAGAGGGUAUCAGACAAUAAUCUGAACUGUCAACUCUGAACCCAGUGGCACAAAGUGCUACAUAUUAAUUUCCAAUAAGAAUUCUCAGAGAUACAGAUAUAUGUACCUUUUUUGUCAAAAUGUUGAAUUAAUUCUUUUUUUUCUGUUAAAAUUCUGUUUAAUUAGUAUUUCCUCCUGAAUGUUUUUACUCAAACCAUCCUGUUCUUAUUUUUGUGAUUUUUUUUCCCUCUCAUGAUUUUUCCCUCUCCAUAUAAGUGAAAAAUAUUCUAUUAUGUAGCAUUACACAGUCAACACAAAGUUAAUAAAACUCAAUU
Molecule: messenger RNA, 2620 nt
Organism: Labeo rohita (rohu)
Lineage: Eukaryota; Metazoa; Chordata; Actinopteri; Cypriniformes; Cyprinidae
Gene: lsp1b
Product: lymphocyte specific protein 1 b
Exons: 13
Coding region: 230-1780 (516 amino acids)
Biological process (GO): muscle contraction
Molecular function (GO): calmodulin binding; myosin binding; actin binding
Source: RefSeq, a predicted model, not a curated record